Messenger RNA from Schizophyllum commune H4-8, 783 nucleotides. Its product is annotated as 4'-phosphopantetheinyl transferase. Gene Ontology annotation, molecular function: holo-[acyl-carrier-protein] synthase activity; magnesium ion binding. Bases 1 to 783 code for a protein of 260 amino acids. Gene Ontology annotation, cellular component: cytosol. The transcript has 4 exons. Lineage: Eukaryota; Fungi; Basidiomycota; Agaricomycetes; Agaricales; Schizophyllaceae. The record is from RefSeq and is a predicted model, not a curated record.
AUGAUUAUAUCCAUCGCAAAGUCCUCUAACCGGCUGAAGCUCUAUGAAGCUGGCCUAGAGCUCGUAGAUGCUGAGAGUCAGGCCAGGAUCAAGCGCUUCUACCACCGCGCAGAUGCUUGUCGCUGUCUCACUGGACGUCUUCUCCCACGCGUGCUUCUGAAGCAGCAUGGUGUGCCAGUCGCACAAAUAACAUUUGGCAAGACAGACGUCGGAAAGCCAUACUUCACGACGCCUCUUGACCCUGCAAUCGCCUUCAACGUAUCUCACGACAGCAGUUUCGUCGCGAUGGCUUUCGCUCCAGGUGGCGCCAACCCACCAUCGUACAGCGUCGGCAUAGAUAUCAUGGAAGUUCGUAUGCCUCGCGGUGAGACGUACGCAUCCCUCACUGAGACAUUUGGCGAACAGCUUACAACCCUCGAACGACGCCAACUACGCGCAUUGCAACCGGAGGAAGGCCUACGGCACUUCUUCUGGAUCUGGACAACGAAAGAGGCGUACACGAAGGCCCUCGGCAUCGGUCUAGGUUUCGACUUCAACCGCGUCGAAGUCGACGUCGCGGCGCGGACAAUUCGCAUCGACGGAGUGAUCCCGAAAGGCUGGCGACUGACCAGAUUCGAAGCUACAUCUUCCAGCGGCGCACCGUACAUAGGCGUAGCAGCCGAGCUGACGACCAACAAUGCACCUGCAGUCAUCACCGACGCAGGCAGCGAUACGCCCAUAGUGCGCUACGACGCGGCAGAGUUCAUACGCAAUGCAGUAUCAGCGCUAGGCAGUGACAAAUGA